Messenger RNA from Bactrocera dorsalis (oriental fruit fly), 2896 nucleotides. RefSeq lists its product as uncharacterized. The transcript is spliced from 6 exons. Bases 317 to 2581 code for a protein of 754 amino acids. NCBI's taxonomy places the organism in Eukaryota, Metazoa, Arthropoda, Insecta, Diptera, Tephritidae. The record is from RefSeq and is a predicted model, not a curated record.
GUAAAUUUUGCGGCAAACUAAAGUUAAGGAACAAAUUUCGCACGGCAAGGAUGUUUUGCCAUAAAUAAGACAAUUAAGCAUUAACAAUAAAAAAAAAAGAAAACAGAGUAUUUUUGAAAGCAAACAUAUAUUUCAAACAAGAACGAAUUUCGGAAUUUUGCUAUGCAGAAUAUUCCGUCGAAUUUGGUUUGACUACAGAGAGUAGACCUCAGCGGCAGAUACGCUCAGGAUGAAAAGAGAACCUAUGGUCACAGCUUACAAUAAAGGUUAUAAAAGCAGUAAGCUUUUUUUUCAUAUAUAGCUUGAUUUUCGUAAAAUGGCGAACGUAUUUAGAAAGGUAGAACCUAGCCAAAAGAAAUUUCAGUCGACGGAUGGACGAAAAAGUACAAAAUCUUGUGAAAAACAAAUUUUUAUUGACAGAAGAAUUUGGACUAAGGCGGAGACCAGAGCAUUUUUGAAUGCGUAUAUUUCUAGAAAGGAUGAAUUUCGGAAUGUACGGCAAAACAAAUUUGCAAUGCAGAAUGUUUUGUCUGAUUUAGAAAGUCAAGGUGUUUUUUACCAGACUACUACGGUGGACAUGCUCUCAACAAAAUUUAGAAACUUGGUUAAAGCAUACAGACAAAGUAUCGGGAAACGAAAGUUUGCUGUUCCCUGUAUAGCUCCGUUUAUGGAUUUGAUGGAUGAAAUAUUUUCAAAUAAUGCACGUGUAUCCAAAACCCGUUCCAUUAUGUCUGGGCAACCGCCGAACAAUACCAUCUUUUUAAAUGAAAUGCAUCAAACAAAUUUCCAUCUGGGAGCAGAAUCGGAAGAGGCCCAUUCCCGAGAAAAGCAAAUUUUUAGUAACAGGAGAAUAUGGACCAGCGAAGAGAUCGAAGCAUUUUUAAAUGCCUAUAUUUCCAGGAAGGAGGAAUUUCGAAAUAAACGUAAAAAGAAGUUUGCAAUGCAGAAUGUGCUACAUGAAUUGGAAAGUCAAGGUGCUUUGAGCCAGCCUACAACGGUAAAAACACUCUCAACGAAAUUGAAAAAUUUGAUCAGAGCAUACAAGUAUGGUAUCGACAAUAACAGUCCGACAAAUUCUUUGUGUAAAUCUCCGUACGAAGCUUGGAUGAAGGAAAUUUUUGCAGAUAAUCCAAAUAUCUCUAUAAACAUCCCCUCCAAUUCGUAUGAGCAAUCAUUAAGCAAUACACCCACAUUAACCGAGGACCAGUUAUUAUCCAACUGGGGUACAAAUGUAGAAACAGACUAUCAAGAUUUCUCGCGACAGUCCGCUCUGUGCAAUCGGGAUGAAUACGGAAGCGGACAGGAAAAUAUAACUUCUCCAAAACAAUUGGGCAAAUGUUUUACACCAUUACCACAACAAAAUCGGCCAGCGAUGAAGUCAAUAGAUAAACUACCCGAAAAAACGCAAAGUUUUAAUGACAAGAGAAUUUGGACUAAGAGGGAGACCAGAGCAUUUUUGAAGACAUAUAUUUCGAGAAAGAGAGAAUUCAGUAAAGUCCGGAAAAAGAAGUUCGCUAUGCAGAAUGUACUACAGGAUUUGCAAAGAAAAGGCGUUUUGAGUCAGCAUACAACGGUAGAUAUGCUCUCAACAAAAUUGAAAAACUUGGGGAGAGCAUACAAGCAAGCUAUCGAAAAUAGUAGACGAACGAAAACUCCCGUGAUAGCUCCGUUUGGGAGUUUAAUGGAAGAAAUUUAUAAAGAUGACUCAAUCAAUUGCAAUAAUCACACAAUAUCCAAGAAACAGCAAAAUAGUGUAAAAAAAUCACAAACAGCUGAAAAUAUAAAAGAUAAACCAUUAUACGAAAAAGAAAUUUUUAGCGACAAGAGAAUAUGGACUAACGAAGAGACCGAGGCAUUUUUACAUGUCUACAUUUCUAGAAAGGAGGAAUUUCGGAAUGUGCGUAGAAAGAAAUUUGCUAUGCAGAAUGUUUUGUCCGAUUUGGAGAGUCAAGGUGUUUUGAGCCAGACCACAACAGUGGAUAUGCUCUCAACAAAAUUUAGAAACUUGGUUAAAGCAUACAGGAUAAGUAUCGGUAAUACCAAACGAAAGGCUGCCGUUCGCUGUAUAGCUCCGUUUACGGAUUUGAUGGAUGAAAUAUUUUCGAAUAAUGCUCGUAUAUCCAAAUCGCCGAACAAUAGGACUUCAUUAAAUAAAAUUCGCCAAAACGGAUCAGAAGAGAGACAUUCCCAAGAUAAGCAAAUAUUUAGUGACAAGCGAUUUUGGACUAUUGGUGAGACCGAGGCAUUCUUAUGUGCGUAUAUUUCUAGAAAGGAUGAGUUUCUGCAUGUGCAUAAAAAGAAGUUUGCAAUGCAGAAUGUGUUACUUGACUUGGAGAGCCAAGGAGUUUUGAGACAACCUACAACUGUACAUAUGCUCAAAACAAAAUUGAAAAAUUUAGCCAGAACUUACAAACAAAGCGUCGACAAUAAAGUGCGUGACAGUGAUAGUGGUAGUGGACCAUGUGCUGAUUUGAUGGAGGAAGUAUUUGGAGGGAAUCCAAUUGCUUCCAAUGAACACAUUAUUUAUUUGUGUGGUCAACCAUUGAGCAAUACAUCCAUAGUAUCUGAGGAGGAGUCAUAGGCCAAUUGUUUUAUAUACUCUGUGAAAACAACAACAACAUAUAAUACAUAUAAUAUGAAAAAAAAGAAAAAAAUAUUAGCUGAUGAACUAGCCCAUAUAACGCCACGCUUGAAUUAUAUGUACAUACUUGAUGGCUGUUGUUAUGUAAUAAUUAUAUCAUGUAUGGUUUCAACGUGGUGUUUUCCUCAUAUACCGUUCAAAAUUAAAAUUUGAAUAAUUUUUUUGUAAUCGAUUUGUAAUUUCGAAAAUUAAAAUUAAAAAUAAUUUUUAAACUUUUUGUCCUAAAUAUCGGAUUUAAAAUAAAAAAAAAUUAAU